Messenger RNA from Tarenaya hassleriana, 2489 nucleotides. RefSeq names its product 4-hydroxy-3-methylbut-2-en-1-yl diphosphate synthase (ferredoxin), chloroplastic. Gene Ontology annotation, biological process: isopentenyl diphosphate biosynthetic process, methylerythritol phosphate pathway; terpenoid biosynthetic process. Lineage: Eukaryota; Viridiplantae; Streptophyta; Magnoliopsida; Brassicales; Cleomaceae. Gene Ontology annotation, cellular component: chloroplast. The transcript has 20 exons. The coding region runs from base 134 to 2365 and encodes 743 amino acids. The record is from RefSeq and is a predicted model, not a curated record. Gene Ontology annotation, molecular function: 4-hydroxy-3-methylbut-2-en-1-yl diphosphate synthase activity (ferredoxin); iron ion binding.
UCCCUCUCAUAUUCUUCUCACCACUAAUUUCUCCCUCUCUUCCCCUUCUUCUUCUCCAUCUGGACCCUUCUGUUCUCUACUCUGAUUCUUCGGCUCGAAGGUUGUCAUUUCAGCUACUUGAUUUGCUAAAGAAAUGGCCACCGGAGUGUUGCCGGCUUCGUUUUCCGGCGUCAAGAUCCCGGAUUCAAAAUUGGGGUUUGCAAAAAGUUUGGAUUUUGUGAAGGUUUGUGAUCUGCGGAGGACAAGAUACGGUGGUCGGAGAAGAGUUUCUGUUGUCCGAUGUUCAAGCCAAGGCUCCGACAUUGCAGAGCUUCAACCUGCAUCAGAGGGAAGCCCUCUCUUAGUACCGAGACAGAAGUAUUGCGAGUCGUUGCAUAAGACCGUGAGAAGAAAAACUCGGACUGUAAUGGUUGGAAACGUGGCUCUUGGAAGUGAUCAUCCCAUUAGACUUCAGACGAUGACUACAUCCGACACAAAGGAUGUCUCGGGGACGGUUGAAGAGGUUAUGAGAAUUGCGGAUAAGGGAGCUGAUAUUGUUAGGAUAACUGUUCAAGGGAAGAAAGAAGCCGAUGCAUGCUUCGAGAUAAAAAAUAAACUUGUUCAGUUGAAUUACAAUAUACCUCUGGUGGCAGAUAUCCAUUUCGCCCCAUCAGUAGCCUUGCGAGUUGCUGAAUGCUUUGACAAAAUCCGAGUCAACCCGGGAAACUUUGCUGACAGGAGGGCUCAGUUUGAACAGAUAGAAUAUACGGAAGAAGAAUACCAGAAAGAACUCGAACACAUUGAGCAGGUUUUCACUCCAUUGGUUGAGAAAUGCAAGAAGUAUGGAAGAGCGAUGCGUAUUGGUACAAAUCAUGGAAGUCUUUCUGAUCGUAUCAUGAGCUAUUACGGGGAUUCUCCACGAGGAAUGGUGGAAUCAGCCUUUGAGUUUGCAAGGAUAUGCCGGAAGUUAGACUUUCAUAACUUUGUCUUCUCGAUGAAAGCGAGCAACCCGGUUGUCAUGGUCCAGGCAUACCGUCUGCUCGUGGCUGAAAUGUAUGUUCUUGGCUGGGAUUACCCUCUCCACUUGGGUGUGACCGAAGCAGGAGAAGGCGAAGAUGGACGGAUGAAAUCUGCUAUUGGAAUCGGGACUCUUCUUCAGGAUGGUCUAGGUGAUACGAUUAGGGUUUCGCUAACCGAGCCACCAGAAGAGGAGAUAGAUCCGUGCAGGCGGUUGGCCAACCUCGGGACAAGAGCAGCUGAACUUCAGCAAGGCGUGGCACCAUUUGAAGAAAAACACCGGCAUUACUUCGAUUUCCAGCGUCGGACUGGUCAACUACCCGUACAGAAAGAGGGAGAAGAGGUUGAUUACCGAGGUGUCCUUCACCGUGAUGGUUCCGUCCUAAUGUCGGUUACUCUAGAUCAGUUAAAGACACCGGAACUUCUCUACAGAUCACUCGCAGCAAAGCUUGUUGUUGGCAUGCCAUUCAAGGAUCUGGCAACAGUGGAUUCAAUCUUAUUGAGGGAGCUACCGUCUGUAGAUGAUAGCAAUGCUCGGUUGGCUCUUAAACGGUUGAUCGAUGUCAGUAUGGGGAUCAUAGCUCCAUUGACAGAGCAACUCACAAAGCCAUUGCCCAAUGCCAUGGUUCUUGUGAGCCUUAAGGAACUGUCUGGCAAUGCUUACAAGCUUCUCCCCGAAGGGACACGUUUGGUUGUCUCUUUACGCGGGGAUGAAGCAUAUGAAGAGCUGGAGAUUCUCAAGAAUGUUGAUGUUACUAUGAUCCUUCACGAAGUACCCUUCGAGGAAGAAAAAAUUAGCAGAGUACAUGCAGCUAGGAGGUUAUUCGAGUACCUAUCAGACAAUUCGCUGGACUUCCCCGUUAUCCACCACAUUCACUUCCCGAAAGGGUUUAACAGGGAUGAUUUGGUAAUUCGUGCAGGGACAUAUGCCGGAGGCCUUCUGGUCGAUGGUCUCGGGGACGGUGUCAUGCUGGAAGCCCCUGACCAAGAUUUCGACUUUCUCAGGAACACUUCCUUUAACUUGCUUCAAGGUUGCAGAAUGCGUAACACAAAGACGGAAUACGUAUCGUGUCCGUCGUGUGGAAGAACGCUCUUUGACCUUCAAGAAAUAAGCGCAGAGAUCCGAGAAAAGACUUCGCAUUUGCCCGGUGUCUCGAUCGCGAUCAUGGGGUGCAUAGUGAACGGACCGGGUGAAAUGGCUGACGCUGAUUUUGGCUACGUCGGUGGAACUCCCGGAAAAAUUGACCUCUAUGUCGGAAAGACGGUGGUGAAGCGUGGAAUCGCGAUGGCAGAGGCGACGGAUGCGCUGAUCGAUCUGAUCAAAGAGCACGGGCGAUGGGUGGAUCCCCCGACAGAGGACGAGAUAUGAUGAUCGGAAUCUUACAAGUAGCGUCGAAUAAAACGGAUCUUGUUAUAUUGUUUUCGUUAUGAACGAUCGAACUCGUCGAUUGACGCUUUCAGUAAUCGGAAUCAAAAUGUUUUAGCCGAUGAUC